AAAGUCAUGUGAUCAAGAUGCAAACAACAUCGCUGCGAUAUCGACGAGAUCGAGAGUGAAUGGCCUUCCUUGCACGACGUGGAUGGGCCUUGGCUUGGGGUGGAUAGGAAAUAGAUGCCUCUCAAUAUCAUCUCAUGAAUGCCCGAUUGUCUCAGAAAGCAGACUUUGUCUUUGAACAACUCGUCAAUGAUUAUUUGGUGUCAAUUCCAUGGCUAGCCGUAGACUGUAAUAUGUGAAGCUCAACUUCUUCUGACAUGUCUGAAGACCAGUGAAGACUGAAUAUUGCAUUGACAUUGUCAAUUAUUAGAAAAUAGGCGUUAACAGUUAACACGCUCUCUAAAUUCUAAUUUCUAAAUCUAACAGAUUGUGGAAGUGUGCACCAAGACCAAGGCAAACAAAGACAGGUCCAAGCUAGUCAAUGAUUGAGCACCGACUUUGACUUAAGUGAUAUUAAGUCUUACUGCGGCACGGCAGCGGCGACGUCUCCAGAGCUUUAAAAAAAAAUACUUUUUUUAGAAGUCUGACUCUGAGUCUGACUGAGCUGAGCAGUCAUCAUGAUGAGAACAUUCAAUAACAUCCACUGGCACUGGAUUUGUUUGUUCGUCAUCGCCACUUGCCAAAUUUCAUAUUCUGCAACUGAUGGUGCUACUGUUCAAGAUUCAUUCAGGCUAGCAGCAUACUAUUCGGACCAUAUGGUCUUGCAGAGAGGUCCUGAUCAUGCAGUGAUAUGGGGGUAUGCCGUCAAAGGUGCUCAGAUAACACUACUAUUCAAGGGUGUGAAAUACACCACAACAGCUACCACAGCUUCUUUUACCAGCGAAGGUGUGUGGAAAGUGACCCUUGACCCCCAACCUCCAAGUGGCCCUUUCACCAUCCAGAUAACGUCAGACAAUCAAGGAGUUCAAGAAGUUAUUGCACUGGAAGAUGUCCUCUUUGGAGAUGUUUGGGUUUGCAGUGGACAAAGUAACAUGGCGUUUGAUGUCAAGUCUGCAUUCAAUGGGACCGAGGCUCUUCUUGAGUCAUACCAGUAUUCUCUUAUUCGAGUUCUUUCAGUGUUCGAGGUGGAGUCAACUGUACCUUUGUAUGAUCUUCAAAGUGUUUAUAAACCAUGGUCUUUGCCCAAUCCAGUUUCUUUGGGAGGUCUGAAUACCAAGAGUGCAUUGUAUUUCUCUGCUGUCUGUUGGUUCUUUGGACGAGACCUUCAUGAUCACCUUAAGUAUCCUAUUGGUUUAAUUUCAACAAACUGGGGUGGUACCCCUGCAGAGGCGUGGUCACCUCCUGAGGUGCUAAGCAGCUGUAAUAUAUCAGCAUCAGAGAGACAGGAAGACAGUGUAAGGAUUGAUAAUCAAGUCAAGUUGAAUAAGUCUUCAUCCAGACCAGAAAAGACAUUCAAUGGUACUGAGUCUGUAGUCUCCCAACGUGUUGGUGGACCACAAGGUCAUAGUGUCCUUUGGAACGCAAUGAUUCAUCCUCUCCUUAAUAUGAGCAUUAAAGGUGCUAUCUGGUACCAAGGAGAAGAUAAUGCAGUUCAUGACCCAUCAACGUACAACUGUCUGUUCCCUCAUAUGAUUAACAGCUGGAGAAAGGAGUGGUAUACUAGUACUGGGGGAGUCAUGAAUCCACAAUUUCCUUUUGGUUUUGUCCAGCUCUGUAAUUCAGAAUAUCCUGGGAAUGCUAAUUUCACUGCUUUACGUUGGCACCAGACAGCAGACUACGGCUACGUUCCUAAUCCACUCAUGCCUGAUGUCUUCAUGGCAGUUGCCAUUGACUUACCUGAUCUCAAAUCACCCCAUGGACCUGUUCAUCCGCGUGACAAAGAGGAUGUGUCGGCUAGGCUACUGCUAGGUGCUAGAGCAGUUGCUUAUGGGGAGAAUUAUACAACAUUCCAAGGCCCUUUCCCAAGCAACAUCUCCUAUACUGCUCCAUCUUCCCUUUCCAUUCAGUUCAACGAUGGAAAAGCAAAGCUCAAGAUGAACAACAAGGCUGGGUUUGAUGUUUGCUGUGCGUCAUCCUUCGCCGACUGUCCUCUUCAGGGUAACUCUUCCUGGGUAACCACUAACAUCAUGAGCCUCUAUCAGAAUGCUACCGUUGUGAUCGAAGUCCCCUGUUCUGGUCUCCCGCUGGCCGUCAGGUACAUCUGGGCUGAUCUCCCCUGCGAGUUUAAAGACUGCCCUCUAUAUGAUGCUGUGAGCCAGCUGCCUGUUCCUCCGUUUUUCUUGCCUGUCAAGCAGCAAUCUGUGAAGAGGACACCAAAGAUUGUUUUCGAUUGAUGGGAUGUAAAGUAACACAAAGCUAGCAACGGAUCAUACGAUUGAUUUUUGAGUGAUUAGUUUGAUCACUAAGUUUUGUGUUACAGGGCCUAAAUGAAUAUUUCGAGUUUUUAUAGCACAUGAUCAAAACAAAGCAUUAGAAGUUUUGGUAUAAUAUUAAUCCUCAUUAUUUCACACCAUAUUGUUACACCAGCUAUUUUUUUGCUGUUAGUUUAGUAUCAUUGCCAUUUGGUUAAGUCAUCACUUGAAACUAAAUUACCACUUGCUUGUCAUUUUGUCUUCUGAUGAUUGAACAAAUGGUCUUAUUACCUCUUCAUAGGUUUAUCCACUUGGUCUAUUAUGAGUUUGUCUGAAAGGGGACUUUCACUUUGAUGAUAAGUUUGUUUUAAUAAAAUAAGAAAAAUCAGAGAAAAAAUAUUGGUGACUGUCUGAUGAAGAAUAACAAAGUUGUGAACUUUUAAAGUUUUAAUUUUGUAAUAUCUCAGACAUGCAGCAUUUUCAUAAUAUAUGGUGUGAUAUAAAUUUCCCAAAUUGUCAUUUAGAAAAAAAAAAUUGAAUAUAUUGUGAGAUGAAUGUAUCUUCAGACACCUCAUUUCAUACCAUGUUCUUCCAGAAAAAUAUUUGUAUUCAUCACGUUCCUUUAAAACUUUAAAUUUAUGUAAUGUAUACUACAUGAUAUAUGGAGGAGCUGCUUUUGCAUAUUUUGCAAAUUAAAAAUAUAGAAUAUUCUUAACUCUCUAAUUCUCUGAUGGAUUGUCAUAAAAACUUCACCUCUAUUUUUUCUGCUAUUAUUAAAACCAACUUAUCAGAGUAUACUUCCCCUUAACAGAUAGACUGACUAGUGUGGGACUAAAUAGGAAUUGAACAUUAAGGGCAAAGUUUGAUUUUAAAAACAAAUUAUAUUUUUGGGCUUGUUUGUGGUAAAUAUUACAAUAUCAAUUUUAACAGAAUCAAACCAAAUGUCCACCAAUUGUUUGUAAGUUCGAAUAUAAUAUGUCGAAUGAUUCUGAUAAAAAUUACUAAUUGUUCAGUAAUUUGCAAAAAUAAAUAAAUUCACAAUAUUUGCCGAAAAUCUGAUUAUAUUAUCCAUGCGAAAUGAAAUAUUUAACAAAUAAAAUGUGACAUCUCAAAUGCAAUGUGUCAUUGCACAAUAUAUUCUUUUUAUGAUCUGUGUGCGUACAUGUUUGUAUUGUUCUUCAAAUUAAAGCAAGA
Lytechinus pictus (painted urchin) is the source of this 3482-nucleotide messenger RNA. Its product is annotated as sialate O-acetylesterase-like. The transcript has 10 exons. Gene Ontology annotation, molecular function: sialate O-acetylesterase activity. Bases 555 to 2270 code for a protein of 571 amino acids. NCBI's taxonomy places the organism in Eukaryota, Metazoa, Echinodermata, Echinoidea, Temnopleuroida, Toxopneustidae. The record is from RefSeq and is a predicted model, not a curated record. Gene Ontology annotation, biological process: carbohydrate metabolic process.